Molecule: messenger RNA, 645 nt
Organism: Dendrobium catenatum
Lineage: Eukaryota; Viridiplantae; Streptophyta; Magnoliopsida; Asparagales; Orchidaceae
Exons: 3
Molecular function (GO): nucleic acid binding; zinc ion binding
Source: RefSeq, a predicted model, not a curated record
AUGGCUGGUCUGUGCUUCCGAUGUGGUCAGCCAGGACAUCGGAUUGCAGAGUGUCCACAUACUGGAUUUGAUUGGCGUUCUGAGUUCCGAUCAGAGGGCUUUGUCAGACCUGCCGAUUCAGCAGCAGGAAGACCGAGGACUGGAGAGCCAAGCAGUUCUGUUGCUUCAGCUCCAGCUCCAGUUCAGCCACGAGUCUACAGUUUGAGUCAGCAGGAGGCUCGAGAUGCUCCAGAUGUUGUGACAGGUACAAUUUACAUUUUUGAUCAGCCCUAUCGUGUUUUGUUUGACUCUGGAGCCAGUCAUUCUUUUCUGUCCGAAUGGUGUCUUGAGGCUUUAUGUUUGGAUUCCAUUUUACUUCUGGUUUCUCUUUCCGUGAUUUUACCGACUGGAAGUAAUCUGAUUGCCCAUAAGUUUUGUUUUUGUGAGAUUGAGAUUUCUGACAAGAAGUGGAAAUCGAGUCUGAUUUUGUUGCCGAUUUCUUCGUAUGACGUGAUUUUGGGCAUGGAUUGGCUGAGUCUAUAUGAGGCUCAGAUUGACUGUUCGAAGAAACAAGUGAGAAGAAUGUGGAAGAAGGGAUGUCUAGUGUUUUUGGCUUCGGUGUGGGAUCUGAACUUGGAGGUUGGUUCUGUUUCUGAGAUCACAGUG